GCGCGCGCGCUCACUGAGAUCCGAGAUUUGGUGUGAUGGAGCAAAGGCACUCAGCACAGCCCGGUACAAAAAGACAAUGGGACCAGGAUGCAAACAGCAUGGAUUGUACUGGAAGUGUGACACGGCACCAGAAAACUCAAACAGGAGAGAAACCCUUCAAGUGCACUGUGUGUGAGAAGGCAUUUACAGUGUCAUCAUAUCUUAAAAAACACCAGAGAACACACACAGGAGAGAAACCCUUCGGGUGCACUGUGUGUGGGAAGGCGUUUUCACGGUCAUCAAUUCUGCACAAGCACCAGAGAAAACAUACAGGAGAUGGACCCUUCAAGUGCAUUGUGUGUGAGAAGGCAUUUUCAGAUUCAUCUGUUCUUAAAAAACACCAGAGAACACACACUGGAGAGAACCCCUUCAUAUGUAGUGUGUGUGGGAAGGCAUUUUCAGAUUCAUCUGUUCUUAAAAAACACCAGAGAACACACACGGGAGAGAAACCCUUUAGGUGUAAUGUGUGUGGGAAGGACUUUUCACAUUCAUUCGCCCUUAAAACACACCAGAGAACACACACGGGAGAGAAACCUUUCAAGUGCACAGUCUGUGAGAAGGCAUUUGCAGAUUCAUCAGUUCUUCAGAUCCACCAGAGAACACACACAGGAGAGAAACCCUUCAAGUGCAGUGUGUGUGAGAAGGCAUUUGCACAGUCAUCAAAUCUUAGAAAACACCAUAGAACACACACAGGAGAGAAAAAUUUCAAGUGCACUGUGUGUGAGAAGGCAUUUUCAGAUUCAUCUGCUCUUAAAAGACAUCAGAAAAUACACACAGGAGAGACACCUUUCAAGAGCAGUGUGUGUGGGAAGGAAUUUUCAAGUUCAUCUGAUCUUAAGAUCCACCAGAGAACACACACGGGAGAGAAACAUUUCAAGUGCAGUUUGUGUGAGAAGACAUUUUCAAGUUCAUUUUGUUUUAAAAAACACCAGAGAACACACACAGGAGAGAAACCUUUCAGGUGCACUCUGUGCGGGAAGCUCUUUGCAGAUUCAUCACAUCUUAAAAAACACCAGAGAACGCACACAGGAGAGAAACCCUUCAAGUGCACUGUCUGUGAGAAGGCAUUUGCAUGGUCAUCAGAUCUUCAGAUCCACCAGAGAACACAUACAGGAGAGAAACCCUUCAAGUGCACUGUCUGUGAGAAGGCAUUUGCAUGGUCAUCAGGUCUUCAGAUUCACCAGAGAACGCACACAGGAGAGAAACCCUUCAAGUGCACUGUCUGUGAAAAGGCAUUUGCAUGGUCAUCAGGUCUUCAGAUUCACCAGAGAACACACACAGGAGAGAAACCCUUCAAGUGCACUGUCUGUGAAAAAGCAUUUGCAUGGUCAUCAGGUUUUCAGAUCCACCAGAAAACACACACGGGAGAAAAACGUUUUAAGUCCAGUUUGUGUGGGAAGGUAUUUUCAGGUUCAUCUCAUCUUAAACGGCACCAGAGAACACACACAGGAGAGAAACCCUUCAAGUGCACUGUCUGUGAGAAGGCAUUUGCACAGUCAUCAGUUCUUCAUCGACACCAGAGAACACACAGGCAUCAGAAGAUCCCCAAGGAGUGUAGUCUGAAAUCUACUUGUGAAAGUCAAAGUGCUGCAAUGAGCCCAUCCCUCCUGAAAAAAGAACCAGAAGUACAUUCCAGCUUGGACACUAUGAAAUGUAUCAAGGCGAAAUGUGAAGAGGCGAUAGUGAAGAGCGAAGAAGUGAAGGUAAAAUGUGAAGAUGUGAUGGUGAAGAGCGAAGAUGUGAAGGUAAAAUGUGAAGAUGAAGAUUCAACUCCAAAAUCGGACCUUCACAUCGAUGGAGGCAACGUGAAGAAGGAGGAGAAUUCUGACUGUGAGGCAGAGCGAGGAACCUCCCAGGAAUUUGUGGAAGUGGAGGUGUGGGUGGACUUCUUAGACAAAACAAAGUCAAAUGAAGACCCGGUAGAUGUGUAAGCUUGAGACAAUGAAGCCCCCGUAGAUUCACCUUUGUCACAGGCCUUUAAUGAAAGAAUGUGAAGUUGAACACUCAAUUCUUAGGUUCAACCUGCAGAGUAAGAGGGGGUAGUAUUUGCAUACCUGUGGGUUGGGUAUACAGUGAUCCCUCGUUUAUCGCGGUUAAUGGGGACCGGAACCCCUCGCGAUAGGUGAAAAUCCGUGAAGUAGGAUUGGCCCCCUAGGAAUUUCCGUAUAUGUGUGUGUGGGUACCAGAAUGUUUAAAAUAUGUAUAUUUAUACUUUAUAUAUAUAUUUUACUUAAAUCUAUUUAAUUAUUAAACCUUAAUAUUAUACAUUCACUCUCUUUCUCAUACGAUACGUAUUAUGGUGUUCUACACUCACCAAUGACAGUAGUAUCUUGAGACUUGACUCCAGUAAUGACGACGACGAUAAUGACAACGAUGAUGUGCAGCCAACCAGCUCACGGAAUACAUCCACCCGUGCUCUCAUUCGUCGAUCUCGUGCCGGGAACCAAUCACGUGCCUUGUCUGAGUGCCCGUGGGUAUGUACAAAGCCUCUGAGAGUGUUUCUCUCUUUGUCUGGCAUCCUGGGAAACCGUUUCUCUCGCGCAUCACGAUGAAACAACGCUAAUUUCUGCAAUACGGCUGCCGAUAUGGCGGUAUUUUUUAAUUUUCAUUUUUCGAUGAAUAUUUUUGAAAAAUCCGCGAUGCACUGAGGCUGCGAAACUUGAACCGCGAAGUGGCGAGGGAUUACUGUAUCUAUAUCAAUUUAUAACAUUUUUGACAUGCGUUUUUCUGGAUUUUGUUGUUAUUCUGUCUCUCCAAAUUAACCUACCAUUAAAAUUAUAGACUGAUCAUUUCUUUGUCAGUGGGCAAACGUACAAAAUCAGCAGGGGAUCAAAUACUUUUUACCUAAACUGUAAAUACAUUUUUUUUUUUUACUUCCAACCCGUGAUGAGAGGACGGAAUACGUGGUGACAGCAAGCACACCCUUGCACAAUAGGUCACGACUUCACGACUUCAAAGGCCACAGCGCCCCUUUUUGACAGAGACUGCAAGUCUGAUGCAAAAAAUGUUAAACACUUCCAACCCGUGAUGGAAUUGUGGGGAACGCUGCCCAAAACGAAUACACACAAACAGGGAUAGAAUUGUGUUAAAAGCUUUCUUUUCAUCACAUAAUCUUGCCGGCGAAUGUAUUAAAGCCCUUAGCCAAUUGUUGCACAUUUGUUAGACAAGCAAGCACACUACCGCACACCAUUGUUCCAAGGCAUUACGUUAAUUGCAUAAUCUAAAAAAUGAAUUCAUUGAGGUCUACCUUUGCUUAGGCACAUGUUUCUUUAUUACUGUUCGUAUGAAGAUUGUCACAUUAAUU
Messenger RNA from Lethenteron reissneri (Far Eastern brook lamprey), 3343 nucleotides. Its product is annotated as oocyte zinc finger protein XlCOF6-like. Gene Ontology annotation, biological process: regulation of DNA-templated transcription. NCBI's taxonomy places the organism in Eukaryota, Metazoa, Chordata, Hyperoartia, Petromyzontiformes, Petromyzontidae. The record is from RefSeq and is a predicted model, not a curated record. Gene Ontology annotation, molecular function: RNA polymerase II cis-regulatory region sequence-specific DNA binding; DNA-binding transcription factor activity, RNA polymerase II-specific.